Messenger RNA from Orbilia oligospora ATCC 24927, 2277 nucleotides. RefSeq lists its product as uncharacterized. NCBI's taxonomy places the organism in Eukaryota, Fungi, Ascomycota, Orbiliomycetes, Orbiliales, Orbiliaceae. The coding region runs from base 1 to 2277 and encodes 758 amino acids. The record is from RefSeq and is a predicted model, not a curated record. The transcript is spliced from 2 exons.
AUGACACCAAGAUCUUCACACGCUCCGCCGGCGCCGUUGGUACUGCAGAAACAGAAAUCGAAGUCGUCGCUACGAGGUUUUUUCAGCAGCAGUGGAAGCAGGAAUACCUCGCCGGUUACGCCAGUUCCGCCAGUUACGCCACCAGCAACACCCAGGCAUUUGUCCGAAAGCGCAAAUGGUACAAUAUCGCCGGCACCAAGUUCGAACUCGUCGAAAGAUUCAACCCUAUCAUUGAGAGCUAAGGGCCCCUCAUAUUCGAGCUAUGCAAAACCACCGAUACCGCAGGUCGUAUUUACAAAGAUCGCUCUGGAGCUGAGAGUAAUACACGGGAGUGGGCCGAUAGGAGCACCAUGCGAUACUUGUUUUAUGCGAGAUCUUUGCUCGUUGGCGUUAGUUAAUAAGAGGUUUUCGAAAGGUGCUUUACGGUUACUAUACUCAAAAAUACGACUUCACGGGCCGGACUCGGAAAACUCGAAAUUUCACUUCGGUAGCAGCAAGAAGAAUGCGAUAAAGUACGGAGCGCGAAUAAACCUACUAUGCCGCACAUUAAGGUCCCGACCGGAUUUCGCAGAGCUGGUUGUAGAGCUUAAGCUCCCAGCUUACGAUCUCAGCCUGCCGGGCCCGGAGGUAGCGAAUAUACUUUCACUAGCAGCGGGUGUGGUUAUGUGCUGUCCAAACCUUGAGAAGCUCGCCGGUUUCUAUCCCACGUUCGAAUUCGGUAUGGGAAUCGAGGUACCCGGAAAUCCAAAAGAUGAGGAGUGGCGAAGGGGAUCGGAUAGGCUGUGGCAGGCACUCAGUACCCGCAAGAAGCUCAAGGAGCAUGUAUGGCUCCUUGUUGGGGAACAGCAGUUCGAACCAUCGCCUGAUGAUAUCGGAUAUCUGGAUGAGAAUGGAGUAUUUCGUCAAGAAGUUGACCCGCUCCCUCAGCAGCAAAUCCAGCGGUUCCUUUCCUAUCACGCCCAAUGGCAGAAUCUUGAAACCUUGGUCCUCCAUGGGAUGAACACCAUAUCUUCGCUUCUCCCCCACGACUUCAUGGCGCUUUUCCAAAAUACUCCUAAUCUUGGUUCUCUCUAUGCAUCCCACUUUGCAUAUUACCAAUUCACGGACGAGGUUCUUUGGUAUCUCCCAAAAUCUCUGACAGCUCUUCGUCUCGAAUGCCUUCCUGGCCUUACCGACAGAAGUCUCUCCUUCUAUUUCUCUUCUCCCCAAAACCCUUUGAAAAAGCUUUCCCUUAUAAAUCUUGAUAUACGUUCGUUACUUCUCAUCAUGAAGAUUUUUGCGAACCUUGCUGAGCUCGACAAAUUCACCCUCCUUCAAGAAAACGCCCCAGAAAUUGACGAAACGGACACACUAUUUUUGCGCCCAUUACUUGCAUCCCGUUCACUCAGAUUCCUCCAUUGGGACUGCCUUAACUCCGGGCCUGCAGAAGUCCAUUUGGCAAACAGUAUCACUGACGGCGGGUUUCCAAAACUCCAAUAUCUCCGCGCCCCAUGUGACAACAAGGGAAUUCUUCAAGCUGUUUGCCGACCCCGCGAAAAGAUUGAAUUGCCCGGUGAUAAGUUUCGUUCUCUGAUAGUCCGCCAAACACCCCAGAAGACAAAACAGGCCGCCAAUGGUUAUGCUCCAACUCCGCCAGAACGUAGGAGCCGGAGUAGCAGCAGUAGCCGUCAUCACCGCUCACGGUCUAGUUCUUCAACUGCGAUAACUACCAGCUUGCCACCAAUGUCACCAACCCCAAUAGACGCUGAAGAACUUACCCGCCACCUGCCAACUGCUCGUUCGAAAGCUCAGAAAAGGCUAGAAGUAGCCUUGAACCCACCUUCAGCGCCGAAUCCGCCUGGUACCUUCUCAGCAUCGGUGGCCGCACGUCGACCAAAAACGAGCCACUCUUCAUCUGACAGCAUGGGGAUCAUACCACCCCUGCCAACCGGCACCUUUCAUAUUCACAUCAUUAUUUCGAAUUUUGAUGGCCCUAAGAACUCUGUAAAGGACAUAGUUACGUAUCACGGGUAUAUGGGAACGAUCAACUCAAAAGUGGAGUAUUUCUUACUGCCAGAUAUCCCAGGUAGUGAAAGUGCACUUGCGGGAUUAGGCGAUAUCAUGGAAGCAGGUUGGGAAUGGAAAGAACCAGGAACCGGGAGUAGCGACGGGUGUACAGGGUUAGUCAAUGUGAGAAAUGCGGUGAAUAAUGGAGGAAACGGAAAGGCUAUGCAUAAGUACUGGAGCCAUAGAGAGAGAUGGCCAUGGAGGAUGAUCGCUUUAGGAAUUCUCUUUUGA